Acaulospora morrowiae is the source of this 1608-nucleotide messenger RNA. The record is from the annotation of a GenBank genome assembly. NCBI's taxonomy places the organism in Eukaryota, Fungi, Glomeromycota, Glomeromycetes, Diversisporales, Acaulosporaceae.
AUGCCUCCAAAACCCCGAAAGAGCGGCGACGAGGAGUAUAUACCUUCCUCCGAUAGUGAAGAGAGUGAGUCACCAGAUGAAAAUACUUCAAGUCCUCGUAGAGGACGCCCAAAGGAAAAAUCAACAGAAUCAUCAUCCGCACAUGGUGCUACAAGUAAACAUAAUCCCCGUUCCAAGAAGGGUUCUAAUAAGAGUCCUAGCAAAACUGUGUCAUAUACAUCCUCUUCAGUCCAUAGUUCGAGAACCAGUUCAAAUAGUCGUCCCAAUGUUGGUGGUACAAAGGUUGUUCGUAAAGGAACGAGGCGAUUUGUUCGCCGUCAGAACACAUUAGUUGUUAAAAAAGUCGAUAACUCAGCCGAAGUGGAGUUGUUGGCUAAGCUUCCAUUACCAUCUUCUUCAAUUCCUCACGUAUACAAUAAAAAGAUCAGUUUAAUUGGCUCAAUUAAUAUCCAAGCACUUGGAGUCAAAAAAUUUUCAAAUCGAGUGAUAAUGCGCAUUAUCGCUGAUAUUCUUAUGAAAUACGAUAUUGUCCUGUGUCAAGAAAUUCACAUUCCGAAAAGCCAGGAAGAACUUAUGCAGGAAUUUGCUGAAAUGGUGUCUACGCCAGCUACACCAUACUCUUAUAUUGCUAGCGAACCCAUAGGUAGGAAUUCAUAUCAAGAAAGGUACCUUUUUAUGUAUAGGAAAAAUGAAUGGAAAGUUUUGGAUAGUUAUGUUAUCGAUGACGACGAAAAGUUAGGUGACAAGUUUAUUAGAGAUCCUUAUGUAGUAAGAUUUGAACAUUUGAGAAAGUCGAAUGUCAGAAUCACCCUAGUUGGUUGUCAUACGCAGCCAGAAAAGGCGUUCGACGAAAUCAAAGUGUUGGUAACUGAUGUAUACGUGAAUGUAAAAAAGAAAUUACAAAGAGAUAUCAUACAGGAAAAGAGACAACGUAACCGUGAUAGAUCGGUGCAAGAAAAGGCAAAAAAAGAAUCUCAGGGAUUUUUCUCUCGUUUGCUUUCCACUUUACGCACCAAUUUGUGCUGCUGCUUCUAUUCUAAACGGAAAUCGUCUGUUUCCAUGAGGGAUUCCAAGGAAGAGAUAGAAGAGUUAUCACCUUCAACGGGUGAAGGGUGCGACGAACCUAUCGUUAUGAUGGGCGAUUUUAACGCGGCUGGUGCUUAUGUUAACAAAAAACAACGCGCCGAGCUCGACAAAGUAUUGCAAAAAAAUAAAUUGAUGUGGGGUAUUCAACAUUCCACCGAUACGACAGUUGCCGAUGGUCCGAAUUCCGCGUAUGAUCGAUUUGUGUUCGAAGUUGCAAAUGAGCGAAGAUGGAUCGGAAACACCAGUGUGUGGAGGUUUGACGAGAGUUGGGAAAAGCAUUCCGAGGAUAAAACCUUAAUCAAGAAAGCAGCGAAACAAGAUUCAAACGGAUUUCCACAAUGGGAUGACAUGCAACAUUCGUUGAUGGACUGUGCUGCACAUCAGAAUCUGUCAAUAAUGUCCGAUCAUAAUAACCCAGUCCAUAAUGGCUGUACCUCUACAUUGGCAAUUGAGAAAAUUCUUGUAACAUGUGAGUCGCAACUCCAGGAUGACGAUCGUCAAAUUAAAACUCGAGUAGUAUAA